AUGAUUACAUGCAGACAGAGCUGCUCUCACCUGAGGACACCUUUCAACCUUUGCUGUCCACCGUGGUUACUGUUAUGCUCUGCGGUGCUCAUGAGCACAGAGCUGAGAUGCACACAAGGGCUGAAGGUGACAUCGACAGGCCCGCAGACCAUCCAGAGGGCCGAGGGCGACACCGUGACUUUGGGUUGCAGUUACAUGCCGAGCUUAUUGGACACCGGAGAAAUUGACAUCGAAUGGUCUGUGCUCAGUCCAGACACUACCAAGAAGGAUCAGAUGCUUCUGUCAUACACCCGCGGCACCAAGUACUACCACGGAGGUCCUAGAGUUACUGAAGGCUUCAGCUUUGCUGCAGGCGAUCCCUCCAAGGGCGACGCUUCUCUCUCCAUCGCUCAGCUGUCACGCGACCACAGUUCUACCUACCAGUGCAAAGUGAAGAAGUCACCUGGGGUCGAUACCCGCAAGGUGUCACUGGUGGUUAAGGUAAAACCAUCUGUACCUCGCUGCUGGCUGGAAGGAGGGGAGCUUGUCGGUGAAGCCGUUUCUCUGCACUGCGAGUCCUCUGAAGGAUCCACUCCCCUAAUGUACAAGUGGCGGAGAGAAAGCAAAGACCCCAUGCCUGCUGCUGCCACACAGGACGGCGCAGCCGGGGAGUUGAGAAUCAGCAACCACACACAGAGCUUUGCAGGGAUCUACCUUUGUGAGGUGAACAAUGCUGUUGGAGCUGAACGCUGCAGGAUCAGCCUGAGAGCCAACAAGCAUCCAAACAGAUCUGCAGUGAUUGGGGGGAAAGUUGUGGGCUCGCUUCUCCUCAUCUUCAUCUUUCUGGUGUUUGCUGGGGUCCUGUACUGGAAGCUGAAGGACAGACGCCACCAUGAUGAGGAGUUCUCCAAUGAGAUCAGGGAGGACGUGGGGCCACCUGACAGCCGCCCGGUGAGCCGGCACACCGGUCCGACCCCGCAAAGCUGGACGGAUCAGAACGAUGUCAGCUAUUUCACACACAAUCCCUCCAGCUACAGGCAAGGACAAACAGCGGUGCAACAUGCAGCGGCUGGAGAUGACAGCAAGCACCGAUACGCAGCGUGAAGCAGGAGGACUUUAACCUGUUUGGACAGGAAAAAAAUAUAGAGAAGUUAAAUGUACAUGCAGGUCAAAAUUUUCAGUGUAUCAGAAUUUUCAAAAAUAGUAAUAAACACAAUUUUGAUACUUAGAGUGUAAAGUAUAUACAUAUAUAAACAAAGUAAUUUAUUUAAGCAUUUAUUUCUGGUAAUUUUGAUGGCUAUGACUUACAGAUUAUAGAAAAACCCAAAUCCAGUAUCUUAGAAAAUGUUAAUAUUAUGUAAGAUAACAUUUUAAAAAGUACAGGAAUGUUGAGGCCUGCAGCAUCAUGGGAAAAGACUGUGGGGUUCACAGUUGAUACCCUUCACAAGAAAGGGAAUUUACAAGCUGAAACAUCAAAAUAUGAGAGUAAAGUUUAGUGGAAGGAAAAAAUAGUUGGAAAACGGUACAUUAGCAACAAGAGAAAAUAUAGCCUUCUGAGGACCGUACAGCACAUGGACGUCCUUUGCAGAGAAAUCCAAAUUUUUUAAUUUAAUAGAAAUAAGCAAUAUAAAAGAAGUGAACGUAAAUGUCUUAAUUGAAUUAUCGAAGUAAGUGUUUUUUGUGAGGGGAAAACAAAUGAAUUCACACAUUAAAUCAAAAGAGAUAUUUAUUUCAUAAUAGACCUCAUUUGGAAAUACUCAACCAUUCAAAAAACAUUUAUACGAUCAGGUGUUUCAUUUUUCUGGGAUGAACUGACAGGACUCGACAUAUCAACAGUCACAUGCAAUGGGUUUUGUCCACCUUGUAAAAAAACAAAACAAAAAAAAAAACGACUACAGCCCUGACCAUCAGCCGCCUCCAUCAACUCUU
This is a messenger RNA of Xiphophorus hellerii (green swordtail), 1908 nucleotides long. RefSeq names its product V-set and immunoglobulin domain containing 8a (gene vsig8a). NCBI's taxonomy places the organism in Eukaryota, Metazoa, Chordata, Actinopteri, Cyprinodontiformes, Poeciliidae. The record is from RefSeq and is a predicted model, not a curated record.